GGUUUAGUUAUCAUCACCAUCAUCAUCAUCAUCACCAGUGUGUGGAUGGGAGAGUCCCUCCUCACAGUUUGUGUCAUUGUAUUAAGCUCUCUUUCUCUCUCAGACUUCGCAGUCUCUUCUACUCUCCACACGUGAAGAUUUGAUGCCAGAUUCUGAAACGAAUCAGUGACAAAUCCCGUCAGACACAAUGACAGCCACAAACGCUCCGCGAGACAGGUAUAAUGCUGUAUGGAUCAUAUUCUUCAUUCUGGGCCUGGGAACUCUACUACCAUGGAAUUUCUUCAUGACUGCCACCAUGUACUUCACCAACCGUCUGAAGGACCCACAGACUAACGGAGAGCACAAUCAGACAGCCAAUAUGACGAAGACGACAGAGGGCGACAGUCGUAACAUCCUAGAGUCAAAGUUCAACAAUGUGAUGACGCUGUGUGCCAUGGUACCGCUGCUGAUUUUCACCUGCCUCAACUCCUUCAUCCACCAGAGGAUUCCUCAGAAGUUGAGGAUCUCAGGCAGUCUGACGGUCAUUUUGGUGGUGUUUCUCAUCACAGCCGUGCUGGUGAAGGUGGAGAUGGAGCCCCUGCCAUUCUUCGUGUUUACUAUGAUCAAAAUCAUCUGCAUCAACUCAUUCGGGGCGAUUCUGCAGGGGAGUCUGUUUGGGUUGGGUGGAAUGCUCCCAGCAUCGUACACUACGCCCAUCAUGAGCGGACAAGGCCUGGCAGGGGCGUUCGCCGCCUUCUCCAUGAUCUGUGCACUCGCCUCGGGCUCACGAUUGCAGGACAGCGCCUUUGGCUACUUCAUCACUGCCUGUGUGGUUAUUCUCCUGGCCAUCAUUUCUUACCUCGCUCUGCCUAAAAUGGAGUUUUUCCAGUAUUUCUCUGAGAGCAGUGGCUCCCGAUCCAGCGCUGAUGAGGAAAACAAGAUGGAUUUGCUGAAACCAGAAGGUCAAGCAGAGAAGAGGCCGGUCCUGAGCCUGACUGAUGAAGAGAGCAGACCUGCCGUGUCGGUGUUUGGCAUCUUCAAAAAGAUCUGGGUGAUGGCUCUUUCUGUAUGCUUUGUUUUCACCAUCACCAUUGGCAUCUUCCCAGCCGUCACUGUUGAAGUCAAAACCACUGUUGCUGAUAAAGGGAGUGGUUGGGAUACUUAUUUUAUCCCUGUGUCCUGCUUCCUCCUGUUCAACGUGAUGGACUGGGCCGGUAGGAGCCUGACUGCUCUUUGUAUGUGGCCCGGUAAAGACAGCAUCUGGCUGCCCGUCCUGGUCAUCGCACGCUUGGUGUUCGUUCCCCUCUUCAUGUUCUGUAACGUUACGCCCAGAUCCAACCUGCCUGUGUUGUUCGCUCAUGAUGCCUGGUACAUCGUUUUCAUGAUCCUCUUCUCCUUCAGCAACGGGUACCUGGCCAGUCUCUGCAUGUGCUUCGGACCAAAGAAAGUGUCCCAACAUGAAGCGGAAACCGCAGGGGCCAUCAUGGCCUUUUUCCUCUCUCUCGGCUUGGCUGUGGGAGCCGCGCUGUCCUUCGGUUUUCGGGCCAUGAUCUAGAACCGUGGCCUAGUUCUUAGUGUGAUGAAGAAGAGGAACUUCAACCCAAAAUACACAGAGAGCCAGAGAAAAUGUUUUAAUACUGCACAUGUAUCCGUUUGCCUGUUUGUCCCUCUUGUGUGGAAGACAUGGAACUGGAAUAGACCGUAUUCACACAGGGAUUCAAAGAGGGACUCCUUCGUCUUCAUCAACAUCAGGCAAAAAGCAAAAAAAAAAGAGCCAAAGCUGUCUGCAUUUUUUUUUUUUUUUUUUUUUUUUUUUAAUACUUUUUGUAAAUUGUGCCUAUUUAGUAUUUAGCAAUAAUGUAUAGUUCAGGUUAACCCUUUCCUGUUUUAGUUAUAUUUAAUGUUUUUGUAGGUUAACAGUUUUAAUGUUACGGUUUUACUUUUGUUUAGUGAUAGCAGAGAAAUGCAGCUAUUAGGGCAGUAGUUCACUGAAAAAAAAAAAAAAAAAGAAGUAUUUUUGUCUGUUUUUCAAUUACAAAUGUCAAAAAUUCAAAAUGAAUUUUCAAUAUGAUAUGAAGUCUUGUUUUCUGCAAAAUCUGUUAAGAUUCAGUGAGAUUAUGCUUAAAACAAGAAAAAAAUCUGGUUUUGCUUUUGAAUUGUUUUCUUACAUUAUUGCCAGAUUUUUUUCUUGAUUUAAACUUGACCUGAGGAUGUUAAGAUUUUAAGUCAUUUUUCUGAUGUAUCUUCAUUUAAGAAUGUUUAGAUAUUUAUACUGAAAAUGAGACAAAUACUGAUUAAGAAACAUUUUUUGCAGUGGCUCUAGAUAAAUCGUACUGUAUCACACCAUUAAAGGGCCCCAAUUUGAGUUUAUAGUGGCAUUUUGAAUCUUAAGAUCUGUUCAGAUGUCUGCUUUUUUUGUCAGCUUUUUGUCAACAAGUUCAAAUACUGGCCUUAUUAUAUUUAUGUCAGAAAUGGUUGAAGUUUCUCAUUUUAAAUGAAGUCAGGAGUGAAGGCCUAAAAUUGUUACAUUUGACCUUAUUAUUUAUAUUUUUGUAACAGCCUUUUUUUAUGAAAUGUUAUUAAUGCAGCAUGUAUGAUAACACAAUUUAACCAUGUAAAUUCACAACUUACUUUGGUGCCUUUUUAAUGUGCUUGUUUUCCAAAAAAAUUACAAAAUUGAAACGUGUGGUUGAUGGGCGGCUGAGUGGGUAGCUGAAUGGAAUGGGAAGGAAAUAAACACAUUUCUGUUUGUAA
Molecule: messenger RNA, 2733 nt
Organism: Labeo rohita (rohu)
Lineage: Eukaryota; Metazoa; Chordata; Actinopteri; Cypriniformes; Cyprinidae
Gene: slc29a1a
Product: solute carrier family 29 member 1a
Exons: 13
Coding region: 188-1534 (448 amino acids)
Biological process (GO): nucleoside transmembrane transport; uridine transmembrane transport
Cellular component (GO): plasma membrane
Molecular function (GO): nucleoside transmembrane transporter activity
Source: RefSeq, a predicted model, not a curated record